Molecule: messenger RNA, 1633 nt
Organism: Argentina anserina (silverweed cinquefoil)
Lineage: Eukaryota; Viridiplantae; Streptophyta; Magnoliopsida; Rosales; Rosaceae
Product: maltose excess protein 1, chloroplastic-like
Exons: 9
Coding region: 29-1249 (406 amino acids)
Cellular component (GO): chloroplast envelope
Molecular function (GO): maltose transmembrane transporter activity
Source: RefSeq, a predicted model, not a curated record
CUAUCAUCUUUCUCUGUUAUCAGAAUCAAUGGCCAAGUGCCUAGUGGUGUCCCAUUCAGGUUCCUAUUCCUCCUAUGUCUAUUCGUGUAGGAGUAUCAGUAUUAGGAAGGCACCUCCACAGCAAGUUCAGCUCAAUCCCUUGGCCGCCGGCACUCUCUUCUCCUCAAACUCAAACUCAAACUCAAACUCUUUCACCCCCCUCAAUUUGCGACGCCGCCCAACACCCACCGCUCUUGAUUCCGAUGUUCCUCACCCGCUUCACCAGGGCUCGGUGAAAUUGAAGACUAGUGAGAGUUUUGAGCAAUGGGAUUCAUGGACAGCAAAGUUCUCUGGCGCAUCCAAUAUUCCAUUUCUGUUGCUGCAAAUGCCUCAGAUCAUCCUCAAUGCUCAAAAUCUUAUGGCUGGAAACAAAGCUGCUCUUUUAGCAGUCCCCUGGCUGGGAAUGUUUACUGGUUUGCUUGGAAACCUUACGCUGCUUUCAUAUUUUGCAAAGAAGAGGGAGAAGGAGGCGAUUGUGGUGCAAACAUUGGGUGUUGUGUCCUUGUAUAUUGUCUUUGCACAGCUUUCCUUGGCAGAAGCAAUGCCUCUACCGUACUUUGUGAUUACUUCCAUCGUCGUGGCAGCUGGUCUUGUUUUGAAUUUUUUGAAUUACUUUAACUUCCUCAAUCGUGGAGUUUGGCGCUUCUGGGAAGAUUUUAUUACUGUUGGUGGGCUGUCAGUUCUUCCCCAAAUUAUGUGGUCGACAUUUGUACCGUAUAUACCUAGCAGUAUUGUGCCUGGAGCAUUGGCAUUUGUUUUAGCUGUGGCAGCUGUAAUUAUGGCUCGAAUGGAGAAACUCUCUUCAGAAGGAAUCAAAUUUGUUGGAUCAAUAUCUGGAUGGACAGCUACUCUUCUCUUCAUGUGGAUGCCUGUUUCCCAAAUGUGGACAAAUUUCCUUAAUCCGGACAACAUCAAAGGCUUGUCAGCUGUCUCAAUGUUGCUUGCAAUGAUUGGAAAUGGACUUAUGAUCCCUCGUGCUCUUUUUAUUCGUGAUUUUAUGUGGUUCACAGGUUCUACUUGGGCUUCUUUCUUUUAUGGAUAUGGGAAUAUAGUGGCCUUAUAUUGGUUUAACAGUAUCAGCAGAGAAUUCUUCUUAGCAGCGACAGCUGGUUUGUUUUUAUGGAUAGGAAUGACUCUUUGGAGGGAUGCUGCGGUGUAUGGUUACAGCUCCCCUCUUACAUCUUUACGGGAGCUGGUUUCUGGAUCCUAACUUAAAAGUCUGAGUUGAUACGUUAAAGGUCAAAAGAUGUUAAAGCAAUCCGAUGUCAUUAUGCCAAGGAUGAAAUAUAACAGCUCUUCUCCACGGAGAAACCAGAGUGUUUGAUUCUUAUUUGCGGCCAUUGCAGAUCGCGACAGUUCUUGUAUGGACAGCUGCUACAGGUUUGCUUCCUGGCAGUUAAUAUGAAUAAUGCAAGCAGUAGAAUAUCUUGUCAUAUAAAGCACUUUAUAAUUGUAAUGUAAGGAGUAAGUCAUACUCCAUGCCCUACUACAGUGACAUUGCCUGGCGGUGUCUGAACUUCUGUAACCAUGUAUAUAGUUUGUUUGUUUGUUUGUUUCAUCCAUCAUGAAAUAAUGAAAUAAGAGCUCACUUUUG